AUGAUCUCCAUCUCCCACAAACAGCCCACCCUCCGUACCGCAACCGCCAUCUCAACCCUCCUCUUCUCCCACCCCGAAACCCUCCCCGCCCUCACAGCCGCAAACAACAAAAAAGGCGACGCAAUAGCAGUAGCUCGAAUCGCCGCAAUUCAAGCCGCGAAACAAACUCCCAACUUAAUUCCGCUUGCGCAUCCGAGUUUGAGUAUCACGGGGAUUACGGUUGAUAUCGAGGCAUUUGACGGUGAGGAGAGAUGGAUUGAGUAUCGUACGAGGACAAAGGGGAGUGAAAGUGAGGAGGUGGGUGAGUUGAUUGCGGAUCAUGGUGGUGUCACGGUCACGGCGACUGUGUCUUGCGAUGGCAAGACGGGGGUGGAGAUGGAGGCUAUUACUUCUGCGACGAUGGGGACGAUUACGUUGUAUGAUAUGCUGAAGGGGGUGGAUAAGGGGAUGGUGAUUAUGGGGUGUCGUGUCGUCCGCAAGUCGGGUGGGAAAAGUGGUGGGUGGAGGUGGAAUGAGAGGGAGCAGAGGCUGGUCAAGGACGGUGAAGAGGUGCGAGCAAGGCAGGCACGACCGGGUGUGGCUGUGAGUCAAAUGGCAACUAUGUUGAAUGAGACACCAUCGUCGGAAAUUGAUGAGUGGAACGAAGGGCUGACAAGUGAGUUUCUGUUGCCUGAUCUGGAUGAGAUUGUUGCUGAGGUGGAAGAGCUUGAACGUGGAGCUCAGCCGUCAGCAGCUCGAUCAGCGCGUGAUGAUGGUUGUAAGGAUGAACAGCCACAGUAG
Molecule: messenger RNA, 780 nt
Organism: Lithohypha guttulata
Lineage: Eukaryota; Fungi; Ascomycota; Eurotiomycetes; Chaetothyriales; Trichomeriaceae
Exons: 2
Coding region: 1-780 (259 amino acids)
Biological process (GO): Mo-molybdopterin cofactor biosynthetic process
Source: RefSeq, a predicted model, not a curated record